Molecule: messenger RNA, 1327 nt
Organism: Perca flavescens (yellow perch)
Lineage: Eukaryota; Metazoa; Chordata; Actinopteri; Perciformes; Percidae
Exons: 3
Coding region: 364-1278 (304 amino acids)
Source: RefSeq, a predicted model, not a curated record
CAGGCUGUUCAAGUGCCUAACCCGAAAAGGGAACAUCUAGGAGGCUGUCGAAAGCCACCAACAGAACGAUUCAGUUUGCAAGAUGCCUCCACUUCCAGCACCAUCGAGGCAGAAGACACUCAAGAGUGUGUUGUUGACAGUGAUAAUCUUGAGCAACCCCUACUUCCUGAACUCCAGCUGGAAAAGGAAACAGAGGAGGAGCAGGGCACAGGAAAACAGAAGAGCUUGGAAGAAGAUAAUAAUAACCUAAAACUGAAAUUGCUUGUAAAAGAAGGUGAGAUAGACAGACUGAAAGCAGAAAUAAGCACACUUAGAAAGAAAACUCUCACACCUGAGCUCAUUCAAAGCAGCAAAAUUUCCAAAAUGUUUAAUUACAGUACUGGCUUCACAUAUGACCAAUUCAACCAACUGUGCACCGUUUUUGGAAUUCCAAAUAAUCCACACACCAUUUCAAUUACUAUCCCGUUAAACUACAAACGCACUGAUAGGGAAAUUGAUGAUAUGCCCCUCCGUAACCAGCUCUUGUUCGUCUUGAUGAAAUUGCGGAACAAUGAAGAUCUGAAAAGUCUUGCAUUUCGAUUCAACAUAACUUCACAAAAUGCAAGCAAUGUCUUCAAAGCCUGGAUUGACUAUAUGUUUGAUGUUUUGGGUGACUUGCCAAUUUGGCCACACAGGGACAUCAUUACCCAGAACAUGCCAGCUGCCUACAAAAUUGACUACCCAACCACAUUCGCCAUAUUAGACUGCACCGAGCUCAGAAUUGAGAGGCCAACCUCACUUGUUCUACAAAGCCAGAGCUUUUCUAACUACAAAAGCACCAAUACCCUCAAAGCUUUAGUUGCAUGUGACCCCCGUGGCGCUGUGAUUUUCUCAUCAGCGCUUUUUACAGAUUCCAUGUCAGACAAGGAGAUUGUCAGACAGUGCGGUAUCAUCUCACUAUUGCAGAAAAUGAUUGAGAAUGGCUAUUUACAAAGAGGGGAUGGCUUAAUGGCCGAUAAAGGGUUUUUGAUCGAAGAAGACAUUAAAGCAAUCGGACUGCAGUUAAAUCUUCCACCUUUUGCGAGGUCUAAUAGGCAAAUGGCUGCUGGAGAUGUGCUGGCAACAAAGCGCAUUGCAAAGCACAGGGUGCACGUUGAGAGGUCCAUCGCUAAAAUCAAAAAGUUUAAAAUUGUGUCUGGCAGGAUACCUAAUUCAAGGCUUGCUGUUAUCAAUCAGAUCUGGUAUGUGGUUAGCAUUCUUUCUAACUUCCAGCCACGCAUUCUUAAAUUAUGGCACUGAUCAGGACAUUAUGUCCAUAUGUAUGUUCAUUUAUGAAAUCUUACUGAAA